Molecule: messenger RNA, 1035 nt
Organism: Ceutorhynchus assimilis (cabbage seed weevil)
Lineage: Eukaryota; Metazoa; Arthropoda; Insecta; Coleoptera; Curculionidae
Source: the annotation of a GenBank genome assembly
AUGUCCACCACAGGGGUACUUCCAGUUCCAACGAUAUUAAACAUUUUAAACGACAGUAAUAACAAUUACAUGGACGACCAGAAUAUGGAUAAUCACAGCAGGGCUAAAAAGAGGCGCCUCGACCAUCUUUCCUGGGAGGAAAAAAUCCAGAGAAAAAAGUUGAAAAACAGAGUGGCAGCACAAACAUCGCGCGAUCGUAAAAAAGCAAAACAGGAACAAAUGGAAAGCGCAGUUCAGCAGUUGUACACCAAAAACGAAAUCCUCCAAGCCGAAUGUGAAAAGUUGCAAGCAGCCAACCAAAGAUUGCUGGCCGAGAACGCAGAAUUGAAUCAAAGACUACAACAGUGCGACUCUUGUAAAAAGCUCCAAAGCUGUCCUGGUGUCAGCAGCUUUGGAGAAGAAGAAGGACGCUCUGUUGAAACUGAUUCUGGUUUGCCUUCUCUACCAGACCUCCUCGACGAACUGGAAUCGGAUUCUGUGGACCUCAACGCCUUGGAACAACUCACGCAAAGUCUACUCGAAGAUAUCGCCAGAGAUCUUGAGAGCGCUGCGGAAAAGGCGGCUGAUCAAGAAUCAACAUCAUGUACUGGAGAAAAUGAAAAUCCUCCUGAUGGAAAAGAAGUGGUGGGGUCACCACCAAAACACCUGGAAUCCAAAGGAACUAAAACAAUAGAGCCAGACAAUGUCAUAGAAGAUAUUUCAGAAUAUUUACUGCUUCACCACAACUAUGCAAAAAUGCCCAUCAGCACCGCUGCUACUAGAAAAUCACAAAAGAAACUCAAAACUAUUCGACCUAAAGAAAAACCUACUAAAACCAUCAGUCUUCCUGAACAACUGGAAAAUAAAAAUAACGAAUUAUUGUUUGGUACUUUUGACCAAAGCACUAACACCAUUACGAUUUUGGUUAACGAUAACUCUAAUAAUUCAUCUCCCAGAUCUGAUUUAGGCUACGAAUCAUUGGAUUCGCCCGUCAGUACCUCGGACAUGGAUUCUUGGGAUCACAGCGUAUCUGAAUUAUUUCCAACAUUGUUUUAA